Trichosurus vulpecula (common brushtail) is the source of this 1415-nucleotide messenger RNA. It is a transcript of the gene PDRG1, whose product is annotated as p53 and DNA damage regulated 1. The transcript has 5 exons. Gene Ontology annotation, cellular component: prefoldin complex. Gene Ontology annotation, biological process: protein folding. Lineage: Eukaryota; Metazoa; Chordata; Mammalia; Diprotodontia; Phalangeridae. Bases 8 to 460 code for a protein of 150 amino acids. The record is from RefSeq and is a predicted model, not a curated record.
UUGGCGCAUGCGCACAGGGAGACUGCCGAACUACCCCCUCUGCCCCUUUGCCGAAGUCAUGUUGGGGUCUGAACCCGAGCGUGUGCUGCGCUACCUGAGCGAGGUAGAGGAGUUGGCCGAGGAGGUGCUGGCCGACAAGCAGCAGAUAGUGGACCUGGACUUGAAAAGGAACCAGAACCGGGAGGCCCUGAGGGCCCUUCAGAGAGACUCCAGCCAGUCGGAUAAAGUGAUGGUUUGCUUUGGAAACAUGUUCAUCAAGCUUCCCCGACCACGGACAAAGGAAAUGAUUGAGAAAGAUCAGGAGCGCCUGGAUGAGGAGAUAGAGAAACUCCGGAAACAGCUGAAAGGGAAGGUCAACCGUCUCUUAGAAGCCCAAGGUAAACCAGAGUUGAAAGGAUUUAACCUGAAGCCCCUGAGCCAGGAGGAGAUGAGAGCCAUUCAUGUCAUCUUGAAAGGAUGAGGUUCAGCAACCAAGGACCAGAAUGGGGAUUUAAACUGUUGACCCCCAUCUACCCACAGAAGAACUGCUUCACAACCAUGGCGAUAGGGUAUGGUUGGAACUAGCUUUACAGAUCAGAUAGCAGUUUGAUACUGAAGACUUUUGUUUACAGGAUUUGGCUGCUCUAUUAAGGCUAGGAACCUACAGCCUGUUAUUAUCCACCCAGGACACCACCAGGGUGGGCAGAAACACCAAGCCUAUUGAUAGUCCUUGGAGAAGAUCCAGGAUGAGAGGCUGGGGCAGCAGCAGUGGGAGCAUUAGAAUGACUGCCACAGGCACUUCCAACAAUGUCCUGCUGUCUGGGAGGGUGCGUUUUUCCUUUGCCUCAGACCCACAGUUUGACUAUUGUUCUAGGUCUGGAGAAGGGAGUGGGAGAGAGUGAGUACUUCAUUCCAGCAUGACCCCUCCCUUCCCUGCCCUGGCUGUGGGGAAAGGAUGGAGACGAGAGACUUGGUAGGACAGUGAUGGAGCUUUAUAACAGGUAGGAAUAGAACAGCAAAGCUCAAUGGUGGUUUGUGAUAGACAGGAAACCUUCUCUAUUUGUGGUUCACCACACAGCUCGUGCAACUAGUGCUGAAGACAGAGCUCACGUUUUCCAACGCAGCUCCCCCUUUACAAUCCUUUUUGAGUUCUGAUUACAUCAGAGCUUUUAAUAGACUCCUGUUAAUAUCUUGUAGAUCAGACUGAGACUUUGUCUCCUAAACCUCUCAGGCAAAGGGAAAUUACCCAGGUAGUCGUUCCUUCAGUAAUUAUAGGGGUUAGGGGCACCUUAGUGAACAUUCCCUGGUAAUAGUGCCCCUAUCUACACUCCCAUAGCUUCAUAGAAUUUCAAGGUGGACACACCACAGGACUAUGCCAAAUGAACCUCCUAAGAGCCCUAAAAAAAAACUGAGCAGAAUAAAGACCCUGGAUGGAA